GGGGGGGCGGGAGUGACCCCACCGGCCGGGCCCAUGCUGUCGGCUUUCAAGAGCACUUCAUUGUCCCGAGAGCCCAGAGCCUGCCUCAGACGGCGGCCGAAGCGCAGGGCCAGAUCGUAGGAUCGUAGGAACGUCGGGCUGGAGGGGACCUCACGAGGGUGUCUAGCCCAGGAUCAUCCCUGACUCAACCAUCCCGGCCACGUGUCUGUCUAACCUGCUUCUGUUUCCAGUGACAUGAUGAAGUGUCACGAUGCCCCUUCAUACAUCCGUGGUGUGUCCACACCUUGAACCCGGUGCCCCGUUCUGGUCCCUGCUUCUCCGAGAGGAUCUAGAAGAACUGGAGAAGGCGCAGAGAAGAGCAAUGGGGCUGAUGGGUGCUGUGGAGGGCGGGCAGCUCGAGACCUGCCUAGGAACCGACUUCCACCGCGGUGCCGGCGUCCUGGACGUCCUCUACGAGACGCCCUUCUCCCUGCUUUCCUGCGGCUACGACACCUACAUCCGCUACUGGGACCUGCGGGCCAGCACGCGGAAAUGUGUCCUGGAGUGGGAGGAACCCCACGACAGCGCCCUGUACUGCGUCCGGAGCGACGGGAACCACAUGCUGGCCAGCGGCUCCUCCUAUUACGGCGUCGUGCGGCUCUGGGACAAGCGGCAGAGCCGGUGCCUGCAGAGCUUCUCCCUGUCGUCGCCCACCAGCAGCCCCGUGUACUGCCUGCGCUUCAACACCACCCACCUCUACGCCGCCCUGGCCUCCGCACUGCACGUCCUCGACUUCACGGCCCCCUGAUGCCCACCCGGCACAGCAGGACACUCAGCUCAGGGACUGCCGGGUGGGGACGGAGGCACGUGGCCCUGGACACGUCUCACGGGGAUGUUGGCUGCUGGAGGGAGCGUGGAGGGGGGCCGGCAGCCUCUCCUCCACCUGCCUUAGACAUCAAUAAAGACCAAGGGGCCUUUGCUCCUUUCAGUCUGUGCCAGCCGGGUGGUGUGGCUGGUUUGGGGUUUCACUUUUCUCCUGGUGGGACAUGGCACCUUGGGGCAGCAGGGAGCCCUGUGCCGGCGCUCCAGGACAGGCCACGCAGCCGCCGGGGGCACAGAUCAGCCUUGGGAUCACGGGCACGUGGGGCCGACCUCUCCCCACCGCUGCUCUACGUGGCGCCUUAUGGGAGUUGAAGUAAGAGCCGGGAGCAGGGCUGGGACGCACACGGGGAGGACAUGUUUACGGGACUCAGAAUAGGCAGGAUGUUCACUGCACCACGCUGAGGGUCCGAGACCCGCAACAGGCUCCAAAAGCAGCAGCCCAGGCCAUGCCUGCCUGGUGUUCGUGCCCCAGGCAGCUGCCUCUGGGCCCCGGGGGGAGAUGGCGAAUGUACAAGGCCAGGCUGGGGGUCUCCAGGGCACUGCAGGCUUCCAGGCGUCUUGGCUUGGAAUUAAAUAAGCUUUGGGAUUUGCUUUUGGCUGGAACAAGCACCGACCCCUCACUGGAGCAGGGCAGUGGGCAGGACGGGCUCGCUGUGCCACUUGCCUGGUCUCCAGGCUGCACGGGCCCCCUCCCCUUUUGGGAGCCCCAAAGUCGCACUGAAACGAUGCAGACAGCGGCAUCCUGAAGCGUGUCGGGUCUCAGCAUGCGGCUCUUCUCUGGGACCUGCAGCCUCCCUCUGCUCCGAGCCGAGCAUCGCUGUAUUUCUGGGCGACCUGGGCACGGAGGAGGGAGACCCCGGCCAGGGUCCAGGACGUGGUGACCCCUGAGAGCACCUCCAGGUCAACGAUCUCACUGUUCCGUGACAUGGUGGGAGAAUAAAACGUCCCUCUUCCCUGCAGCCACCGCCGGCUCUCUCCUU
Molecule: messenger RNA, 1841 nt
Organism: Alligator sinensis (Chinese alligator)
Lineage: Eukaryota; Metazoa; Chordata; Crocodylia; Alligatoridae
Product: F-box/WD repeat-containing protein 4-like
Exons: 5
Coding region: 251-787 (178 amino acids)
Biological process (GO): SCF-dependent proteasomal ubiquitin-dependent protein catabolic process
Cellular component (GO): SCF ubiquitin ligase complex
Molecular function (GO): protein binding
Source: RefSeq, a predicted model, not a curated record